Molecule: messenger RNA, 675 nt
Organism: Cooperia oncophora
Lineage: Eukaryota; Metazoa; Nematoda; Chromadorea; Rhabditida; Trichostrongylidae
Source: the annotation of a GenBank genome assembly
UGUUCGCCGAGGUUAACAGUGAGGUGGUUUGGUGUAGCUGCUGAAGUGAAUCAUUUUCAGACGUUCCAUGAGAAUUUCGACUGGUUCUUGCUUGUUCGAGAUUCAACAUACAUCAAUCCGUUUGAACUGAAUCGUUUCAUCAAUAGUGUAAAUUGGAAUCAGCCGGUACUGAUCGGUUAUCCAGCACAAGACGGAAGCGGUAGAUGUAUGAUGGAUGCAGGGGUUAUACUCAGCAAUCCAUCAAUGCAAAAACUUAUCCAACAGCGACAUGCCUGUAAUCUUCUUGCUAGUGGUUCUGAUGCCGAUCAGCUGGCUUUUGAGAAGUGUCUGCAGCUUGGCCACGAAUCUCUCUUGCAGCAGCGAAUACCAGUUUACAAGGUGUGGCAUGUAGAUGGUGCACAGACGGCUCAUGAUGCUAUUGAUAAAUGGCGAACACACGAUAGUUUUAAUCAGUCAAUAGCAGUAACGAAGUUACUGUCAGAUGCUGACGCAUCCGCUUUACAUGACCAUUUUGUGAGCGUGGAGGUUGCUAAGGUUGAUGCUGAGAUUGCCUCGAUGGAAAUGGAACUUAAUGAACUUCAAAAGGACACGGAUGAAGGUCCAACAUGGCCAGCGGCGGUACCUGCGUACAGUAAACCACCUAAUCGUUACCAGGUCAGAUUUUCCUCGAGUUCU